This is a messenger RNA of Fopius arisanus, 6533 nucleotides long. It is a transcript of the gene Atpalpha, whose product is annotated as sodium/potassium-transporting ATPase subunit alpha. Lineage: Eukaryota; Metazoa; Arthropoda; Insecta; Hymenoptera; Braconidae. The transcript has 9 exons. The record is from RefSeq and is a predicted model, not a curated record. Gene Ontology annotation, molecular function: P-type sodium:potassium-exchanging transporter activity; ATP binding; ATP hydrolysis activity. Gene Ontology annotation, biological process: intracellular sodium ion homeostasis; intracellular potassium ion homeostasis; sodium ion export across plasma membrane. The coding region runs from base 486 to 3503 and encodes 1005 amino acids. Gene Ontology annotation, cellular component: plasma membrane.
AUUCCUCGGCCGUGUGUCAGAUCUAGCGUGCGUCGUGAAGUGCCUCCACUUCCUCGUCCCUUGAAAUAAACGAUAAAACGUUGAAACAUCAGUGUGACAGUUCAAAUGACAACGGAGUGCUGACAAAUUGUUAAUUCGUGGUGAAUGUGAAUUGUUUUAUCAGUGCAAUUGAAUCGUUUUCUUUUUUUCAAUCGGUGAGAGGUGAUUGCACGGGCGUACACACAGGUAGCCACGGCCGGCGGCCAUUAUUGUUGUCAAUAUGGCGGGCAAAGGAGGACUAGCCACUGAUUGAUCGUCAGACACACGAGAGUGUUCCGUUAGUCCGUGAAGAAGCUGAAGAGAAUUUUUGAGGGGAUUUAAGAGGAAAUUGAACGAUUGCGUGGCUUCUUCACGGGUUCUUGAUAACGACAAAAGGGAAAAUAGUCGAUUGUUUGAUUGAAGAAAGAAGAAUCUUCGAUACUCUUCGUUAAACUCCGGAGAUCACAAUGUCGCGGCGAAAGAACCCAAAGAGGAAAGGAGACAACUUGGAUGAUUUGAAACAGGAGUUGGAUAUUGAUUUUCAUAAAAUCUCACCUGAGGAACUCUAUCAGAGAUUUCAAACUCAUCCAGAGAACGGCCUUAGCCAUGCGAAAGCGAAAGAGAAUUUGGAGCGUGACGGUCCAAACGCCCUUACCCCACCGAAAACCACCCCCGAAUGGGUUAAAUUCUGCAAAAAUUUAUUCGGUGGAUUUGCCCUCCUCCUGUGGAUCGGUGCAAUUCUCUGUUUCAUUGCGUACUCGAUUCAAGCAUCAACGAGCGAGGAUCCCAACGACGACAAUCUCUACCUGGGCAUUGUACUUGCCGUAGUUGUGAUAGUAACAGGAAUAUUCUCGUACUAUCAGGAGAGCAAAUCGAGUAAGAUAAUGGAGUCAUUCAAGAACAUGGUGCCUCAAUUUGCAACUGUCCUGAGAGAGGGUGAAAAAUUAACCCUCAAAGCUGAGGAUCUUGUGCUCGGUGACGUUGUCGAGGUGAAAUUCGGUGAUCGUAUACCAGCUGAUAUAAGAAUUAUCGAGUCACGGGGCUUCAAGGUUGACAACAGCUCGUUGACUGGUGAAUCAGAGCCACAAUCAAGAUCACCAGAAUUUACCAAUGAUAAUCCCCUUGAGACGAAGAAUCUCGCCUUCUUCUCGACCAAUGCUGUUGAGGGUACAGCAAAAGGUGUUGUUAUAUGCUGCGGUGAUCAGACUGUUAUGGGUAGAAUCGCUGGUUUGGCGUCUGGUCUUGACACAGGUGAGACACCAAUUGCCAAGGAAAUUCAUCACUUCAUUCACUUGAUCACCGGUGUAGCUGUUUUUCUCGGUGUUACAUUCUUCCUAAUUGCAUUCAUUCUGGGUUAUCACUGGCUCGACGCUGUAAUAUUCCUCAUCGGUAUCAUUGUUGCCAAUGUACCUGAGGGUCUACUCGCCACAGUGACAGUCUGUCUCACCCUAACUGCUAAAAGAAUGGCAUCUAAGAACUGUCUCGUUAAAAAUCUCGAAGCUGUGGAGACACUUGGCUCGACGUCAACAAUUUGCUCGGAUAAAACUGGUACAUUAACUCAGAAUCGUAUGACUGUCGCUCACAUGUGGUUCGACAAUCAGAUUAUCGAGGCUGAUACCACUGAGGAUCAGUCUGGUGUACAGUACGACAGAACAAGUCCUGGAUUCAAAGCACUAGCCAAAAUAGCAACGCUAUGCAAUCGAGCUGAAUUCAAACCUGGCCAAGAGGGUGAACCAAUUCUAAAACGUGAAGUCAAUGGUGAUGCCUCAGAGGCUGCACUACUCAAGUGCAUGGAGCUGGCCCUCGGUGAUGUUAUGGGAAUCAGAAAGAGAAAUAAGAAAGUGUGCGAAGUGCCAUUCAACUCAACCAAUAAAUAUCAAGUAUCAAUUCACGAGUCUGACGAUCCCAAUGAUCCGCGUCAUCUUCUCGUUAUGAAGGGUGCACCAGAGAGAAUUCUCGACAGGUGUUCAACAAUUUUCAUUGGCGGCAAGGAGAAGGUACUCGAUGAGGAGAUGAAGGAGGCAUUCAACAAUGCUUAUCUGGAGCUCGGUGGUCUUGGUGAGCGUGUGCUUGGUUUUUGCGAUUAUAUAUUACCAUCGGACAAAUAUCCCGUUGGAUUCAAAUUCAACAGCGACGAUCCCAAUUUUCCAACUGAGGGGCUUAGAUUUGUUGGCCUCAUGUCCAUGAUUGAUCCACCACGUGCUGCUGUACCAGAUGCCGUUGCCAAGUGUCGUUCAGCCGGUAUCAAAGUUAUCAUGGUCACCGGUGAUCAUCCAAUCACUGCCAAAGCCAUUGCCAAAUCAGUUGGUAUUAUAUCAGAGGGUAAUGAGACUAUUGAGGAUAUUGCACAGAGAUUGAAUAUACCGGUGUCGGAGGUCAAUCCACGAGAGGCUAAAGCUGCUGUUGUUCAUGGUACUGAUCUCAGGGAUACUAGCAGUAGUCAACUCGAUGAUAUCCUGAGAUAUCAUACCGAAAUUGUGUUCGCUCGUACAUCACCACAGCAGAAACUUAUUAUUGUCGAGGGAUGUCAACGGAUGGGAGCCAUUGUUGCUGUUACUGGCGAUGGUGUGAACGAUUCGCCAGCCCUGAAGAAAGCCGAUAUCGGUGUUGCCAUGGGUAUCGCUGGAUCUGAUGUAUCGAAACAAGCAGCCGACAUGAUUCUUCUCGAUGAUAAUUUCGCAUCAAUCGUAACUGGUGUUGAGGAGGGGCGACUCAUCUUCGAUAAUCUCAAGAAAUCCAUUGCCUACACCCUCACCUCGAAUAUCCCUGAGAUCUCACCCUUCCUCGCCUUUAUCCUGUGUGAUAUUCCAUUGCCACUUGGUACAGUCACCAUUUUGUGCAUCGAUUUGGGAACCGACAUGGUACCAGCCAUCUCGCUAGCCUAUGAGGAGGCUGAGAGUGAUAUUAUGAAGCGACAACCACGAAACCCCUUCAGUGACAAGCUUGUUAAUGAAAGGCUCAUCUCAAUGGCAUACGGACAGAUCGGUAUGAUUCAGGCAGCCGCUGGUUUCUUCGUGUACUUCGUUAUCAUGGCUGAGAAUGGCUUCCUCCCGACGUAUCUUUUCGGCAUCCGAAAACACUGGGAUUCCAAAGCUAUCAAUGAUCUAACCGACAGCUAUGGCCAGGAAUGGACGUACAGAGAUCGCAAGUCUCUUGAGUUCACUUGUCACACAGCCUUCUUCGUGUCAAUCGUGAUCGUCCAAUGGGCCGAUCUGAUUGUCUGCAAGACCCGCAGGAACUCCAUCGUGCACCAGGGAAUGAGGAACUGGGCCCUCAAUUUCGGUCUUGUUUUUGAAACAGCACUCGCUGCUUUCCUCAGUUACACACCUGGUAUGGAUAAGGGUCUCCGCAUGUUCCCACUCAAAUUUGUCUGGUGGCUUCCAGCCCUUCCUUUCAUGCUCGCCAUCUUCAUCUAUGACGAGACGAGACGGUUCUACCUCCGCCGAAAUCCUGGUGGCUGGCUUGAGCAAGAAACUUACUACUAAAUUCUCCUCCCCACAGCGAAGCGCACCCACGCGAAUAAAACACUUGGAAAUAUCUCGAUCAACUCAAGAGACCCUUCAAAAAAAAAUCAUAAAAACUCAAUAAAUAUACUACACGGGGCGUGCUUGCAAACCUGGACCCACACGUAUCUAAUUAGUGCUGCAGAGGCUGGAAUGUGCUUCGUUGGCUGAAUUAUCUCCCUGUGAGGAAGGAUUACUUACGACCAGAUGAAGCAAUUUUCUUUACUCUUUGGUCACGUCAGAAAUAAUGAAGAGCCUCGUGAAGAAUGAGUCACUGCCCAAUAAUCGAGAAACGCCUGGGAUGGCUGAUGGGGCGUCGACCCAGACUAAAACUAAAAAUUAAAAUAACAAUUCAGGAUUAAAGCGGCACAACGGAUGCAGUCGAUUUUUCCGGACUCGCCUACUUUCUGUUUUUUUUUUUUGCGAUAUCUCGGAAUCUCGGGAGAUGACGAAAUUUUUGUCGGGGACUUUUUUGUGGAGAAUUUGGAGAUCCGGAAAAAAGUUCUUAUGAAAAUUUUUCGUGGUUUCGCUGGUUUUCGAGAUAUUUCGGAAAUACGGGCGAUCACCGGAAAUCGACUUGAAACGUUUUACCCCUUCACUGAAUUCCAAGAGUGGGACAGAGACGGGCCUAAAAAAAUUAAUUAAAAUUAUAAUUAGGGGUAGACGAAUCCAGUGAAUGAACGAGUCAUGUUGAAUAAUGAGAAUGGAAUACUUUAAUGAAAAAAUCUAAAAGACGAAUUCGAGAACUAGCUUAACCUGUUGAAUUUGAGAGGAAAUAAAUUAUUUAAUCGAGGAUACGAAUUGAGAAAUUAUACGUCUUGUGAUACCGGGGGUAGAUAAUCUGUUGAUUAGAUAAUUCCGUCGUGGAGAAAUUGAAAAUUUAAAAUGUAGGGAAAUUUCAUUAACGAUUGCGAGGUGAAAAUAAAUAAAUAAAAAGCUAUUCAGACGUCUCCAAUGACCAUAAAAAGAUCCUCGCUAUUGGCACGCCCUAGGUGAAUGCAGCGAAUACGUAAUCAUCAACAAUAAUUAACGAUUACCGUAACAACCCUCGGAUUAUCGUUAUCGUAAUCGUUUGUGGCACAGUGAUAAAACAGAACUUCAGUUUUUGGGGGGUAUCUCGGAAUCUAGAGGAGAUAGGGGAAUUUACGUGGAGACUUUUUUGUAGCUGAGAAAGUUUCCCACAAAAAAGUCCUGUAUCAUUUUGCUCUGGAACCGCUAGUUAUCGAGAUAAUCAUCCAUUUCUGGGAGGGAGUGCUGAAAUGAAACAUUAACUCUAUAAAAUUAACUUCACUGGAUUAUCGUAAUUGUUUUAUUACAUAAAAUAAUUCGAUAUCGAGGGAAUUACGAGGGGAAGUACAAGAACCAACGCGUUAUUUCAGUAGAAAAAUAUAAACCGAUCAAAAACCACUAGUUAAUCAAUAAAUCGAAUUAUUUUUGAAGAAUUUCUCAAAAAUUACGAAACACUCAAUCCGACGAAUAAUUCAAGACCGAGUAAAUACAAAAAUAUACUGAACAGAGGAGUAACUAGUGCACGCGAUGAGUAGCUGUAGCGAGAGGUUUAAAAUGUAACGAAAACAGAAAAAAAAAACGUGAAAAAAAUAAUAAUUCUACGAGCUAUAGCAGGUGAAUGGAAGUAAUGCAUUCUCACGUAGGUGAAAAGUGAAAUAAUUAUUAUAAUAAAGAGUAAAUAAAAUGAAGAGCAUUCAUUCUCUAGGUUUUUUCAUAGUUUAAACGAAAUGAGGAGGGAGUUUCGAUGAGACCCCGGCGCUAACGCCCUGUCCAGCCCCAGGUAUUCAGUAGGAAAAUAGUUAACGGCUUAUAUCUCGAAAUCCGUGAGAGAUUGUCAAUUUUUUUUUAGACCACUUUAAGAGCUACAGAAAAGGUCCAAUAAAAAUUUUUCUAUCCCUCGUAGAUUCCGAGAUAUUGGAAAAAAACUGAAGUACUUUUUUUUUCAUUUAGCAAAUUCAAUCAAUUUCAUUUUGUCUGCGGUUUUUUGAGGAUAUCUCGGCAGGGGUGGGGGAAAGUCGAGUUUUCGUAAGGAACUUUUUUGUAGGGUACAAUGAGUACUAUGAAAAAGGUCGAAUAAAGAUUGUUCUAUUCCCCUUGGAUUCCGAGAUAUCGAUGUCGCGCGAAAAUCGAAUUUCACUGUUUUACCUCUUCACUAGGAAUUUAUCUCGAGAUAUGAGGAAUUGGUGACGCCCCUGCAGCUCAGUCCCGAAUAAUGCCCAAAGUGUUCAUAACGUGUGGGGAAAUUGAGGAAACACUUGACAUCAUUGACUCUUCGCUCUUUCAUGACAAAUAAACAAUACAAAUGCACAACAAAUACUGAAUAAAUCUGAGUCCCAAAAUUCAACGACUUUUUUUUUUCGAUUAAACAACCUGAUCGAGUGUUCAAGUGGGAUGUACAGGUUUUUGUAAUGGUUUUACAAACAUAAUUCAUUAAAGGGAAGAAAUAACUAACGAACCACUCGCUCUGGAGAUUGACAGAACGAAAAAAAAAACAGUUAUUAAAAAAGAACAAGCUAAUGAAAACUCAAAAACAGAGAUUUCACAAUUUUUUCUCGUUCAACGCAAGAUUAUCUCGAUAACGCUCUGUCCGAGGGAAAAUAGUCCGAAGAGAUUUUCUGUGGGAAAUUUCAUCAGCUCCAAAAAAUUUUUUUUGACUCUUGACCCUGGGACCCCUCGUUAUCGAUAUAAUCAGCGAAAAAAGAAAAUUCAUCAAUGGGUUGAAAUGAAAUUGUAGUCGAGGGGUGGAGACAGGGUGUUGUUGUGCCGGGGAGUGUAGGAGCCCAAUAUAACGAAAAUUAUGAAAAAAAAUAUAAAAAACAAGAUAAAAUACGAAAAUAACAAAAAAAUGCUUUGCCAUCGUGCGCCGCCUCACUCUAGGCUAAUAAUUUAAAUAUUAAAGUAAUAUUAAUGAUUAUUAAUAUAAUACAUGUUACGGUAAGAUAUUACUAGAUGUAAUUAUUAUGUAUGGUUUAGUUUAGAUCGUGUUGUUGAGAAAAAAAAAAA